AUGGCUUUCCUCGAUCACCCCUCUCUCCUGGUCUUAGUUCUGGUUCUGUCACCGGUGUCCUGCAUCGGCUGUCCAUCGGGCUGCCGCUGCUACAGCCUGACUGUAGAGUGCGGCUCACUCGGCCUCAAGGAGAUACCACAGGGCAUUGCUCAAGGGACACAGACCAUCUUCCUGCAGGACAACGCUGUCGGUCAGAUCCGAGCAGAAGACCUGUCUGGCCUGACUCAUCUGCACUACCUGUAUCUGCAGAACAACAGCAUCCUAACUCUAGAAGCCAGUUCCUUCAGGAGUCUGGGCCAGCUGCUGGAGCUCGCACUGAAUGGUAAUCAUCUCCAUCUGAUCCCCGCAGAUGCUUUCUAUGGCCUCGAGCACCUGCGCAUCCUCUACCUGGCAGGAAACCACAUCGCACGGUUGGAGGACUACACCUUCCGUGGACUGCAGCGUCUGCAGGAGCUGCACCUACAGGAGAACACAAUGGAGGUGCUGGAUAAGCAGGCUUUGGUGGGACUGUCCUCUCUGGCCCUGCUGGAUCUCAGCAAGAAUAACCUGCGAACGCUAAGCGCCGCUAUACUCGAACCUCUUAUUAGCUUGCAGGUGCUGCGCAUUACAGAUAACCCAUGGCGCUGUGACUGUGCCCUCCACUGGCUCCAAGGCUGGAUAAACACAGAAGGGCAGCGGUUGCUCAGCUCAUCUGAGCGCAGGCUGCUUUGCUCCGAGCCGCCACGCCUCUCCCACCUCAGCCUGGUGGAAGUUCCAGGCAAUAGUCUGGUGUGCAUUCCGCCCGCUGUGCAACUCGAGCCGAGAGAGCUGAGCGUACGCUUGGGUGAGAGCAUCCGAGUGUCCUGCCAGGCAUCCGGCUAUCCGCAGCCUCAGGUCACCUGGAAGAAGGUGUCUUACGGCAGGGCUCAGAGGCCGGUGACACCCAAGCCUGCCAUCAGUGGUGGCAUCAUUGGAAGCCGGGGUCCAAUACAAGACAGGGAUAGAGACAAAUUUGACCGUGACACGGGCAGCGGAAUGUUGUUUCUGAGUAAUGUCACCGUGGCACAUGCUGGACGCUACGAAUGCGAGGCUUGGAAUCCAGGAGGGGUGGCACGAGUGACCUUCCACCUUGCUAUCAACAUGUCUUCCUCUUUGUCCUCUUGGCCUCGUGUGCACUCGUCCUCCUCCUCCACAUACCACAAUCCCUCCACAGGGGACGUCAGUCAGGAGCCAUUGUAUGAGCUAGAGAGCAUGGACUUUAAUGCCUUAGGCACGGCCACACAGACAGCGAUCGCUGUGGGAAUCUCGCUGUUGGCGCUUACCGCCUUGCUGCUGCUGUGCAUGAUCUACAGCCGCCACAGGCAGCGCCAGAAAGAGGAUGGCAGCUACGGCAAGGAGGAGAGCAUCCUCUAUGUCAACGACUAUUCGGACGGACCCACAACGUUUGCACAGCUGGAGGAGUUUCGGGAUGAGCGUGGCCACGAGAUGUACGUGCUAAACCCAGUCAAGCCUGUAUUUCCUCCUCCUCCUGUCCCCAACCAGCAGACAAGAGAGAUACUCCAGGGUCAGGGCACUCAGACGACUGGAAUUGGACCUCGCAGGGCUCCAGCAGAGGGAAUUGAGGGUCCGCCUCCAGACCCUGAGGGACUGUUUAUAAACCAGAGUCUGCUGUUUGACACACAGAUUGCAUAUGAGAUCCACUGCUAGAUAAAAGGACGGAGAGGAGGAACGUCGGGAUGAACGGUGAAAGCAGGCAAGUUG
This is a messenger RNA of Trichomycterus rosablanca, 1740 nucleotides long. RefSeq names its product leucine rich repeat containing 24 (gene lrrc24). Gene Ontology annotation, molecular function: protein binding. The transcript has 5 exons. The coding region runs from base 1 to 1686 and encodes 561 amino acids. The record is from RefSeq and is a predicted model, not a curated record. Lineage: Eukaryota; Metazoa; Chordata; Actinopteri; Siluriformes; Trichomycteridae.